GCAACAGCAGAGAGAGAGAGAUGAUACUCGGUAUCUCAAGAGCUGUCACUAAUAUUGUUCAGUGGUCCAAUUUAAAACUUAGAAUACCCGCAAUAUAAUGAUCAUAACACUGAUGAUGAUGAUGAUGAUGACGAUCAUUUUGUUGUCUUGUUUGGUUUGGAAGUGAGCAACGCGUCGCUCUUUGAAUGACAAUCAGACUAGGAGAUGGGCUGGGGCCUGUGUGGAAAUGAAAAAUGGAAAUGGAAGUGCGCAAGUGUGAGUGAGAUCUGUGGAGAUUGCAAAAGAUAUACUUAGAAUACUGCAUAGAGUAUAGAGUAUAGAGAUGGCACAAGCUUAAGCUUAUCAAGAGAUCCGAUUUUCAGUCUCUGUGCGAACGGCGACUGUGAAAGUUGGAAAAUCACGCGGCGCUCGAAAAUCUAGAAUCCUUGAUGAAAACUCGACUCGGUGCAAUUUGCAACUACAGCUAAAUCGGUUAUAUAGUAUUCCAUAGUGAAAUUUCUAGUGAAAUAGUGAAAAUUACUUAACAAAUUCAAAUCAGAAAUUACAAAAAAAAUAUAUAUAUUUAUUGUGUAAUAAAAAAUGUAAAUCUAGAGUUUAUUUUUAGCCUGUGGCAAUGUGAAUAAUAUAUUCCAAGUGUGACAAAACACAAACACAGAAGAAAAAAAAAAACAAUAACAAAAAGAAGCAAAGCAAAAGCAACAACAAAAUUUACUGUGCGCCGUUUAUGAUCACAGAUUUCAAUUGGAUUUAAUCAAAAUCAUAAGAAAAUUCAGUCAAACACACACACACAGAGCUUAUUAGCAUUGCGCGUGUAUUGGUUCACCUGUGUGUGUGCGUGUGCAUAGUGUGUGUGUGUGCGAGUGUGUCCCAGUGUCGUCUGACCGAGAAACUUAAACUAAGGCAGCAGCGCGCUGCAUUUCAUUGAAACGAACUUCAAACUGUCACAAGCACAGCGAGAGAUACAGAUACAUAGAUACGCAGAUACACAGAUUGAGAUACAUGCAAAUUAGUUACUAGUGUGUGUGUGUGUGUGUGUAUUUACAUUUUAACUGUGCACAAUGGCCAAACUGGCCAUCGAGGAGUCGGUGUCCGAGGGAUCUCGCACCGACAAAGAUAAAAUCGAAUUGACUCGCUUCGGUGAAUUCUGCCAACGACACGGCAUAAAUCCCAAUUUGAUUAUGCUCAAGAUAACCCUGUUCGUCAUGUACGGAGCAACUUCUUCCCUUCUCCCCUAUUUGACAAUUCACAUGCAAUCGAUUGGCCUGACAGUGGAAGAGAUUGCAAUUAUCUAUCUGGCGUUGCCUUUCACCACUUUCCUCAGUCCACCGAUAACAGGUUUUCUCGUUGACAAAUUUGGCAAAUAUAAACCCGUCGUUGUGAUGAGUCUCCUGCUGAAUGCAAUUUUCCAUCACUCGCUGCUCUUCAUACCGCAACAGGAGAUACCCGGAGUUGUGCCAUCGGCGUUUGUGCUCCGGCAUCCGGAUAGCGGCGACAUUGAGGUCUGGUGGUCGCCUUGUCCCAGCAGAGAGUGUCCAGAGGAACCGGAGCUGGAUUUGGCCGUGCAUCAAUGCGUCGACUAUUGUCUGAUGCAGGAGCAAACGAAUCCAGAGCUCUACACUGAUUUGCCUGCAACAACGACUAGAAGAGCAACAACAACCUCCUCCACUACAACAAUGAGCGCAUUGGGAGGAAUGUCCACUCCCGGAGUAGAUGCGGGUGCGGCGACAGACCCCACAUGGGUCAGUGAGACAACAAUGGCAUCAACUACAACUACAACGACGACUACAACGACGACGUCGACAACAUCUUCGCCCGCAUCAUCAUUGCCGGCAUUAUUCGCAACGCAAACGAGAAGCAGAUACCAAGAUGUACUUAAUAAUAUGUCAUCGACCAUGUUCCCGCCACUGGAGAACGCACCAGCAAUGUCCUUGCUCCUCCUUCAGCAGCAGCAGCAACAGCUACAGCAGGAGCAGCAGUCACCCUCAGUUGGGGCAUCCUCCUCGUCCUCGUCAUCGUCAUCGUCAUCGUCGUCAUCAUUAUCAUCAGCUGAAUUGUCAGCCAUGUCCAUGCAGGGAUUGAAUCUUUCCACGGGCAAUGCAGCCGCCACAGACGAUGGCAAGCCGAAGGAGAGCAGCAGUUGGGUGCACUCGGAUAAUUCGGAUGCCACGUACUUUAUGCUGCAAAUGCAUCCCGAUCUCGCCGAUCCCACUGAGCAGUUGGGCAUGGAAAUCGAACAGGAUGAUAACGAGACAGUGACCGAUAUCAGGCAACGUUUUGGCGAGGACCGUCUUGUGAAAAUGCAAAUCAAUCUCACGGACAUGGAUGAUUUGGAUUUGCGUUGUGGUGGCCUCGUCAGGCGCACCAACAUCUCGUAUGUCAAUGCCGGAGCUGUCAAGUGCAUGAUGCAGCGUUGCACGUUCACCCAGCAUGCCCCAGAGAUUUGUCCGCCGGACUACAAGGAAACCGAUGACACCAUUUUCUGGAUAUACUUUUUGUUGAGAUUCCUGGCAACCACCAUGCUGUCAGCUGGUGUAACCAUCAUGGAUCCCAUUGCGUUGACAAUGAUAGAGAAGUUUGGCGGCGACUUUGGCCGCGAACGUCUCUUCUCCAGCAUCGGCAUGGCCAUCUUUUCGCCCAUCACUGGCAUCAUGAUUGACUACUCAUCGCGGGGCUUGGGCUACACGGACUACUCGGCGGCAUUCUAUACGUAUGAUGUGUUGCUGGUCAUAUCAACAAUGUCGGUGCUAAUGAUGCCGUUGGGCGAGAAGUUGCCGGCGGAUAAUGUGUUUAGGGAUUUGUGGAAUCUAUUGAAAAUGCCGCACGUGAUUGCAUUUAUCAUCUUUCUGUUUGUGCUCGGCAAUUUCUGGGGCUUUAUCGAGAGUUUUCUCUUUCUCUAUCUCAAGGAGCUGGGUGCGCCCAACUAUCUGCUUGGUAUAACAAUUACGGUGGGCACUGUGAGCAGCAUUCCUUUUCUGUAUGGCGCUGAGAAGAUCACACGUAUCUUUGGCCAUGUUAAUCUGAUUAUCAUCGCAUUCUUCUCGCAUGCCGGACGACUGGUCGGCUAUUCCUUUAUAGAGAAUGCCUGGUGGUGUUUCCCCUUUGAGGCCAUGGAAUCGCUCUCCUGCCACUUGAUGUGGGUGGCUGCUGCAACGUAUUGCUCCAUCUUGGCGCCCAAGAGUCUGUUGGCCACGCUGAUUGGCGUACUGGGCAUGGCGCACUUCAGUCUGGGACGAGGCAGUGGCAGCUUCACGGGUGGCCUGCUCAUCGGACAGUUUGGCACACGCGAUGCCUUCCGUUAUAUGGGAUUGUUGGCUGUGGUCGGUGGCAUUGCUUACGGUCUGUUGCAUCUCAUUUGGCUGCGCAAAUUCGAUCACACCACCGAGGAGUCCGAGGAGGAAGUCGAGGCUGUCGAGGCAGGCGAGACGGAGAAAUUGACGGAACCGGCGACCAAAGAGCAGGGCACAUCGAUGUCGUUGGAGCGUCUCAGUCUCAUGAUCAAAUACAAUCAGAUUGGCAGUCUGUCAUCGCUGCCACGCGGCUCGCGGGCGGAUAUACACGACCAUUUGUCGGUGCGUCGCAGCAGCUACAACGUGGAGUCGCUGCGGGGCGUGCCGAGGCACGGCAAUAUUGGGAGCAGCGCAUCCAAGGUGGAUAUACUGCGUUCGGCUCUUGAAAUUAAUCACAAGUCCUCGAACAAUUCGAUGCUGAGCAAAGCCGAUAACAAAACGUCAAAUCAAUCACUGGGUCGCAAUCGUGCCGACAGUGCGCCCAAAUUGAAUCACAGCAAUCUAAAGAAUAUUUCACAACCCGCCCUCGAGGGCGUUGUAUUAGAGGGAGUGGAAUCAACAUUCUUUCCAAGCCGCAUGAAAAAGUAUCCAAGUGGUUUGUUAACUUCAAUACCCGCUGUGGAUUUAUCUGUAAUACCCAGCUCCAUGUUAAUGGAUCAGGAGGGUCCCAAGGUAAUACCCGAGGAGACCGAGUUGAACUCGUCGAAGACCACAGUCGCUGGCAGCGCGGAGGAGACAACAACAACAGCACCGGCAGUUCAGAGCACGCAGCUUAAUGGGAACGGCAAGGGUCCGCAGGACAAUGACAAUUGAUUUGAAGCCACAACUAACGGGGCGUAUAAGUGAUAUUAAUAAACAAUAAACCAAAUGAGAAAUGAAAUUACACAACAAAUAACAAUUACUAUUUGAAACUUAUAGAAUAAUAUCUCUGUUUUUUUCUGUGUGAAAUUAUAAACGAAUCAUUGUUAAUUGUUAUGAGUAAAAUGAAAAUAUAAAUGUGUAUUUUAUUGAAAACCGUUCGCGAAUUGUUUCGAAAUUCGCCCAGAAAUGUAAUUGAUUUGCAUUCGUGUAAAUUAAACUAUAAUUGUCAACAGAAACUGUUUGUUUGCC
This is a messenger RNA of Drosophila nasuta, 4397 nucleotides long. RefSeq lists its product as uncharacterized. The record is from RefSeq and is a predicted model, not a curated record. The transcript has 12 exons. Bases 1059 to 4100 code for a protein of 1013 amino acids. Gene Ontology annotation, cellular component: membrane. NCBI's taxonomy places the organism in Eukaryota, Metazoa, Arthropoda, Insecta, Diptera, Drosophilidae.